Molecule: messenger RNA, 3355 nt
Organism: Dimorphilus gyrociliatus
Lineage: Eukaryota; Metazoa; Annelida; Polychaeta; Dinophilidae
Source: the annotation of a GenBank genome assembly
AAUAAAUGUUAUCUACUAAACGGUCUUAAUAGUUUAAUAAAAAAACGAUUCUUUAAAAGGAAAAAAAAAGAAACCAACAUUAUAAAUCAGCACUAGAUGGCGUGACGAUUUAUUUUAUUUUAACUUCAAAAUUACAUAUCUAUUGUUUACUUAGUCUAUUCAUAUAUUAUUUAAACGACUUCCUGACCUAAAAACGUUUAGUACGAAUUCAAAGGUGAUUCUAAAUUAUUUUAAACAAUUUAGUUUUUUGUGUGUGUUUAACGGGAAUGGGAAAACGUAAAAAUAAGAUAAAAAGAAAGAGAUGAAAAGUUGAAAGCAUUACGUUAAUGAAAGAGAUAAAUCAGCUAUUCUAUAAAUGUUACUUAAUAAAGUAAAAUUAAAAAUAAAGACCAUUUCAACAUUAUGUAUUUCUGUUUAUAUGCUAGAGGUGAUUUCAAUACGAGCGUCAUAGUAGACAGAUGUUAUAUGGCACGUGACCAAAUUGUGGUAUGCUCUACCGUUAAGAUUUAAAUUCCUAUGCACGUCUCCUAUCGUUCUGCUAGCAAAGGAUAGAAUCAUUAAAUACGGAUAUUAACCCACUAACUUGAAAUAUAAAUCAGCUACAGGCUUAGCUUAUUUAAUAAAGAGAAAAAAGAAAGAUAAACUUAAUCCUCUAUUCUCCAUAAUAUCGAAGAUAAGGGAGUAAAGGGCAGGUGUUCUGGAGAAUUGAACACGCACCUGUAUUUAAAAGGACUGAACAGGUGCUUGGCAUCUUUCAGUUAGAAAACUAGUCAGUCUCCGUUCAAAUUUCAAAGUUGGAUAUUCUGCUUACUUUCUCUUGACUAUAUUUGUAUUUUAAGUUGAUUAAUUAGAAAAAAAACGGAUAGCCUGGCUUUAAUACCCCAGCUGAUUACUUCGUUAUGCCUCUUAUCGCCUCUACCAAUAAACGUUGACUUGCUGGCUGAAAGAUUGUUAAAAAUGAGCGUUGUAGAUUGGUUUAGUUUAACCAUAAGGAGACCAAAGCAUAAACAAGAAUGGCUGACUGAUUUACACCGUUUACCAAAUUUUAUAUCGCAUAAAGAUGACUUUUCAAAAUCAUUAAAGAUAGAUCGAUUAAAACACAAAUCACAAAAAUCUGUGCUAACCCCCGAAGAAGAGGUAAAAACUGUCAGGCUGGCGCAUACUCAGAAUCAGGCUGAUAAUAGGGGUAAGCUAAGAAGUCCGCUUCAUCGUAAACCGAGUAUUGGAAGGAUUGCUGGAUGGGCUGUUAGUUUUGAUAGACUGUUAGAGGAUGUAGAAGGAUUGAAUACUUUUACGAAAUUCCUUGAGAAGGAAUAUAGUGAUGAGAAUAUUAUCUUUUGGAAAAGAUGCCAGGAAUAUAAUCAAUUGUCUGAUCCUAAUCAGAGAAAACUACUAGCAGAAGAAAUAUUCGAUAACCAUUUAGCUUCGGGCGCUUCCCUUAUGGUUAAUAUUGAUUGCGUGGCCAAGAAGAUUACAGAGGAUGGUAUGAAAGGAGAAGAAUUGUCUCCCAACCUAUUCCGUUCAGCCCAAAAGCAAAUUUACUGCCUAAUGAAGCAAGAUAGUUAUCCAAGAUUCCUAAAAUCAGAAAUGUAUAGAAAAAGCGUUGUAAAAGAUAUGGAAGAUAGGAAACUUGAGAAAAAAGAUUUAGAAACACUAAAAAAUAGGGGAGAAUCUCCAGCAAGUCGAAAAAGAACAUUAUUGCCAUGGACUAAAACUAGAAGAUCAGAAUUCAAAUUGGAUAAAAUAGAAAUAUCCGAUCCUAGGAAUCCUAAACCUUUAAGUGUUCCUACAACACCUGUAGAUGGUCCUGGAAUGGCUCUUGAUAAUUUAGAAAAGAAUUAUUUUAGGCUUAGAAUUGGCCAGCAGACCACCGUUCGGGAAACAGAUAAAGACGUCAGUUUGUACAAGGUCGUCUGCAAUUAUUGCCAAAGGCAAGGAUCUGAUCAUCAGAUGUCGGCGUUCGAAGCUUUCGAAGUUGGAGUCGAUGUGCCCUUAAAUCCAAACGAUCCAUGUCGGAAUUUUACAUCAAAAGAGAUUAAAAUAGAAGAAAGAGUUACAUUUUCUAUUUAUCUCAUGGAUGGUAGAGCCUAUGGUGUUAGGGGUAAAAUGGAGAAAUCAAUCCGGGAUUUUCUUAAGCCUAUCUUACCUAAAUUUAAACUAAAACUUACGGACUUGUUAAUUCAUACAAUCAAUGCAACGCCCCAUCAACUAAUCGAUCAUGAUAAACCUUUAUCGGUUUUAAAUCGUAAAAAGGUUCUGCUAAGGACUACCCAAGAGUUUUCUGAUUUUAAAAUACCUACUUGUCAUGAUAUGGAAGUGGAAAUAGUUUUAAAAGAAUUAAGAAGUGGAGAACUAGAUAAGGCGCCAGAGUUUGAUGAAUUUGGUGUCCUCAUUCUAAGAGAAACAACGAUUAUCAGACGAAUAUCUAGUAAGAAACAUCCAGAACGGCGGAAUUCUAUAGGUGGUUCUAAUGUUGAUGGAGAGAAGAAUAGUUUCAACAAAUUCUCAAGUUCUGUUCGGAAUGUUUUUACUUCGAAGAGUAGAAAAUCUUCCAAACCACCUGUAGCGCCCCCUAAAAAAAUAACGGCGGACUGUUCGUUUUUCGAAACUCUAACUACUGCCCAAAGUAAUACGUACGAUGAUCAGAGAGGGCCAAUAAAAUGCGAUACUAUGACCAUACCAGAUUUCUUGUUACAUUCUACACCUUUAAAGAAAACCGGGUCCGAAACUUUCUUAGCAGAUACUACGAAUGAAUUUUCCACACCAAUAACUGAUGGGUUACCUAAAUUCAGUUGCGAUUCUGGAAUCUCUUUCGAUAUUCGCAGCUUUUCCAGAUCGAUUUCCGGUAAUACGGGAGCAUUGACUCUUGAGGAUUUGGAUAACACGUUAAAAGAUUAAAAAAAAUGACUUUUCUCAUGCAAUUUGUUCUUUUCUUUCCUUCUUAUGUGCUUUAAUCUUAUAUUGUAAUAAGCAUAAAUUUGUGAAUAUUCUAUGUAAUAUCUUUUUCAAAUGCUUCUUCAAUAUGUAGAUAUCACUACUAAGAAAAAAAAAGAUACGAUUUAAAUUAAGAAUUUCAAUUGUGCAAUAUAUUCCUUUCUAUUAAAGACUAUUAAAAGAAAAGACCUUAUUACUAUUGUUGAACAAAAAUAGUAAACCUAUACAAUAAUUAAGUACCUAACGUAUAUUGUACUUGAUACUUGAUUAUUAAUUGUAUUAAUAUACGUAUACUGCAGAUAUUUUCUUAUGUAUACAGUAAUUCAUUUCUUUACAAAGAAAUAACGUUUUUGUUUCAUGAAAGAGCCAUUUUUAGGAUUUAUGAAUGAUACUAAAAAUAAAAUCUGUCUUCCCAGUGCCG